AUCAAGAUAAGUGAGCGUAUUUAAAAGCUGAUGUUUCCUCUUGUUCGGCACCUCCACGCAGGAAGACCACAAGCUGACACUGAGGAAGAAAACAAGAUCAUUCUUCAGCAGGGUUAAAUCGUCUCCACCACCAAGAUGCUGACUGUGCCUGUACUUGUUUUUGUCACGGUGGCUUUGGCCACAGCUAACGGUUCUAUUGUUGUUGUUGCUACCCGUGACGCUGCUGCUGCCCGUCACUUGGCUCUUGCCCGUCAAGCGGAUGCUGCCCGUGAUUUGGCUACUGCUCGUGAAGCUGCCUGUGCCCGUGAUGCAGCUGCUGCCCAUGGCUCAGCUGCUGCCCGUGAUGCAGCUGCUGCCCAUGGCUCAGCUGCUGCCCGUGACUCAGCUGCUGCCCGUGACUCAGCUGCUGCCCAUCAUGCCCAACGCUCAGCCUCUGCCCAACAUGCGGCUGCUGCACGUGAAGCUGGUUGUGCCCGUGAUGCAGCUGCUGCCCGUGAAGCUUCUUGUGCCCUUAAUGCAGCUGCUGCCCGUGAAGCAGCUACUGCCCGUGAAGCGGCUUGUGCCAGUGAGGCAGCUGCUGCCCGUGAGGCGGCUGCUGCGAGUGACGAUGCUGCUGCACGUGACGCAGCUGUUGCCCGUGAAGCCGAUUGUGGCCUUCGCGCAGCUGCUGCUCUUGCCGAUGCUGCCGCCCGUGAGGCUGCCUGUGCCCGUGAUGCAGCUGCUUCCCGUGAUGAAGCUGCUGCCCGUAAUGCAGCUGCUGCACGUGAAGCUGUUUGUGCUCGUGAUGCAUCUUCCGCCCGUGACGCGGCUGCUGCCCAUGAAGCUGCUUGUGCCCGUGAUGCGGCUUCUGCCCUUGAAGAUGCUGUUGCCCGUGACGAUGCUGCUGCCCGUGAUGCUGCUGCUGCCCGUGACGCUGCCUGUGCUCGCGAUGCAACUGCUGCCCGUGACGCCGCUGCUGCCCGUGAAGCUACUUGUGCCCGUGAUGCUGCUGCUGUCAAUGCAGCCUCUGCUGCCCGUGAAGCAGCUGCUGCACAUGCCGCAGCUGCUGCCCGUGAGGCUGCUUGUGCUCGUGAAGCAGCUGCUGCCCGUGACAAUGCUGCUGCCCGUGAAGGUGCUUGUGCCCGUGAUGCAGCUGCUGCCCGUGAGGAAGCUGCUGCCCGUGAUGAUACUGCUGCUCGUGACACGGCUGCUGCCCGUGAAGCUGCUUGUGCCCGUGACGCAGCUGCUGAACGUCAUGCAGCUGCUGCCCGUGACGCUGCUUGUGCCCGUGAUGCAGCUGCUUCCCGCAAUGCAGCUUCUGCACGUGACGCGGCUGCUGCCCGUCAAGCAGCUGCUGCCCGUGAUGCUGCUUGUGCUCGCAAUGCAGCUGCUGCCCGUAGCGCUGCUAGUGCCCGUGAAGCUGCUUGUGCCCGUGAGGCAGCGGCUGCCCGCGAUGAUGCUGCUUCCCGUGAUGAUGCUGCUGCCCGUGAUGCGGCUGCUGCCCGUGAAACCACUUGUGCCCGAGACGCAGCUGCUGAACGUGAUGCAGCUACUGCCCGUGAGGCUGCUUGUGCCCGUGACGCGGCUGCUGCCCGUGAGGCUGCUGCUGCUGCUGCUGCUGCCCGUGAGGCUGCUGCUGCUGCUGCUGCCCGCGACGCAGCUGCUGCCCGUGACGCGGCUACAGGCAGUAGUGCAGCUGCUGACCGUGACGCAGCUGCUGACCGUGACGCAGCUGCCCGUGACACUGCCACUGUCCGCGCUCCUUCUUGUGGCAAUCGUUGGCAUGAGCACCAAAGUCGCUGUUUCCAGUUCAUUCCAAGAGACCUGACGUGGGCUGACGCUGAGAGAAACUGCCAGAGCAUGAAUGGAAACCUUGCAGCGGUGCACACGAUGGAGGAGUACACGUUCAUUCAGGAACUUAUACAUUCAGUCAGCAUGAGUAAUCGUCAAUCCUGGCUUGGAGGCACUGACUGCCAAGAGAACAAUGUUUGGUUCUGGAGUGAUGGCUCGAGCUUUACCCCUCUGAACUGGUGUCCAGGACAGCCUACAGACAGCUUUGUGGGUCAGAGUUGUCUACAGAUGAAUUCUGGAGAUAAUAACUGCUGGGCUAGCCAAGCUUGUGCUGUUGGGCGUCCAUCUGUCUGUGCUUACGACCUGUAGCAGCUCCUGAGCCGACACACGCAGAGACAUGUCCUAUCAACCAAACACACAAACAUCAUCUGUGUGUGACAGCGUGUGUGUCUCUGUGUCAUCAGCCUCAUGUGUAAUCACAUCUUUAAUUCUCUAUUUGACCGUAACGCUGCUAAAGGGACGAAGCGACAAGUGACGUGAACAGGAGCUGGACUUCCUCUUUGUUCAGAGGAGACUGAACGUGUUGAGUAACGAAUGCUUUUAGCACAAAACAAUCUUUGAAGCACAAUAAAAAAAAAAAAAAGCUGGAGCAUUUAAA
Molecule: messenger RNA, 2428 nt
Organism: Plectropomus leopardus (leopard coralgrouper)
Lineage: Eukaryota; Metazoa; Chordata; Actinopteri; Perciformes; Serranidae
Source: RefSeq, a predicted model, not a curated record